AUGCUGAAUGUAAGAGAGAGAGAUCAAGGUUGCAACAAUAAACACACAGAGAGAUGGGAAUAUUUCGAACUUUAAGUUUCCGGCGAAAUACAUCUCGGGCCGCCGCAUCUAACAAACCUAAGUCUAAAGAAUCAUCGGUUUCUUGGUGUGGGGAGAAGAGGCUCUUGAAAGAAUCACAAAUGCAAGAUGAAAUACUCAAGACAUACGUCAUCUCACGGUUGGCUUCGCCGGCAAAUGUUUUCCGGUGGGAAGCAAACCUCAUCGGACCGGAGGACUGCCCGUUCGAAAACGGUGUCUUCGCCGUCUCUGUUCACAUCCCAACCAAAUAUCCAUUCAAACCACCCAAGAUCGUAUUCAACACCAAGAUAUUUCAUCCUAACAUCAACGAAAAUGGAGUAAUUAGUAUCGAUAUAUUGGGGUCGCAAUGGUCACCAACUUUGAGGAUCGAUUUGGUACUCUUAUCCAUAUGUUCGGUCCUCUCGAACCCGGUCGAGCCAUUUGUUCCUAGCAAUCCUGCCGUGAAGGUGUACCUGCAAGACCGGAACGCUUACGAGAAGAUUGCGAGAAUGUGGACUCUGGAAUAUGCAAAUGCUUGAUGAUUACUUUCAUAAAUUUUGUGUGUGCUUAUACGUACAUAUUACUUAAAGAAUGAAUUAAUUAAAAGGUAAUAGUACAUAUUGCAAUAUAUGAAUAUAACAAAUUCUGCAUUUCACAAAAGAAAAAAGAAGAAUAUAACAAAUUCUGCAAACAACAACCAUAUUUUUAUAAUCCAGACCAGCGUAUUACUUUGGCUUCGGUAGUCUUAAUUGCUGCAAGAACCAUUGCAACCAAAAAUGCCAAAGACACAACAAUCUUCAGGUUUUUAGACAACAUCACUCUUCGAAUA
Messenger RNA from Raphanus sativus (radish), 886 nucleotides. RefSeq names its product SUMO-conjugating enzyme UBC9-like. The record is from RefSeq and is a predicted model, not a curated record. Gene Ontology annotation, cellular component: nucleus. Gene Ontology annotation, molecular function: ubiquitin conjugating enzyme activity. Gene Ontology annotation, biological process: protein polyubiquitination. The transcript is spliced from 2 exons. Lineage: Eukaryota; Viridiplantae; Streptophyta; Magnoliopsida; Brassicales; Brassicaceae. Bases 54 to 596 code for a protein of 180 amino acids.